GGCGGAAUCCUCGUAGGCAGCUUCCUGGUUAAUCUGGGCAUCCGGCUGUACCUCGCGCCGGUCCUCACGCAGCUGAUCACUGUCAAGAUCGCCAUCGAGCGCGAGGCCGGCCUGGGUCAGGAGAUCGGCACGAACCGUCCUGGGCGCCUUGCACACUGCCCGCACUACAUGAGACUCUACCGCGCCUUCCGCAGGACACACAUGAUCAUCGCCGUCGGGAACAUGGUCGCUAUGGCAGCCACGUCCCUCCACCUCUACUACCUCGCCACCAAACUGUGCUCAGUGCAUUUAUAAGCCUUCGGUGCCGCGGCUGGAUCUGCUCUCGAGGAGGAGGAAUGAGCAGGGGAAGAAGGGAGGAGGUAGAGGACGUAGUAGUAAUACGUGGGGCCGGAGUAUGGGCGUGGGCAGGACUCGGCUCGAUUUUGAGAAGGCGACGGUCGUUUCGGAAAUAUGUGGCAGCAUUUCGGGCGACGGGAUCGUCGAGAGAGAAAAGAGGUGACAGAGACGAGAGUGUGAAAGGAGGAAAUCCAAUCAGGCGGGGGAUCAGCCAUUGGAUAAGAACAUCUUUUCACCUCUCUGUCUAUUUAUCUCUAUCUUUCUGUCCAUCCCUCUCACGCUUUCUAUCAGUCAUUCUAGCUAUCUAUUUUUCCUGUCUAUCAAUCUGUUAAUCUUGUUCAGUUUCUCUGAAUACACGUCCGCCUCCGUCUUGUGUAACUUCUCCCACAUCUCUAUCCCUCGCCUUACCCCCCCCCUCUCCUUCCUCUCUUCGCCCCAUAAUCCUCCUUUCCUCACGCCCUUCUCCUCUCCCCCUCUCCACCCACUCAUUCAUCUGUCACAAUUCCCUCCCCCCUGUCUUCAAGGAGCCCGCGGAGGAGAGAGGCGUGAGGUAUUGUCCUCGUGUCACUCGCCAAAUGACACGUGACACUGACAAACUCUCUCGGGCGACGAUUAUUCAUGUCUUGCAUAUUUUUUUUUUUCUUCUCGUUUCUUUUUCUGCGUUUGUUCACGGGACUGAAGUUCCUACUUGAUGAAUACGUAUGGGGUUAUAUUUAGGUCAUGGCAUCUCCUGAUGAAGAUUAGGGAGAGAGAGAAAGAGAGAGAGAGGGUGCUAAAAGUAGAAGGAGAAAGAGGAAGGAAGAUAAGGAUGGCAAAGUGAAAGAAAGAGAAAAUGAGAGAUAGAAAAGAAGAGAAAAAGUGGUGAGGUAAAUGAGAAAAGUAGAUAAAAGAAAAUAGAGAGAAUGAGAGCAAGUGAACAUGGUUCAUCCCAGUGAUUCUUAAAUCUCUCUCUCGAACUUGACAGAAGAAAAUGAAUCUCUAAACAAAAGCAAGAAGCAUUUUUUUUCCCCUCUUUUUUUUAGAAUUGCAGUCGUUGCUUUGGAUGUAUUCUGAUGAAAAAUAUUCAUCCUAGAAGAGGAGGAAUAGAUGCCUCUUCCCACAAAGACAGCAUCUCAAGAAAUCAUAGACAUCUUGCUAUGUCCUUGGAUCUGAGGACAUGUUCAGGACACGUUUAGGCAAAGCGCGAAGUCCUCGGGUUUGGUGGCACGACCCUGAGGUCCUAUCCUCUCCUGCCGGAAACGUGACGCUUCGAUAACCCACGAUAAUCGUGAUAAAAUACCAUAUCGUGUUUGAGUUUAGAUAGGGAAUGACGAUUCCCCUUAAAUGUAUAAAUGUUUGGCAAAGAAAGGUUUUUGUUGGAAACCUUCUUUGAACUAAAGGGGCAUUAAAUAGUCCUUUUCAAUCUCUUCCCAGCGAAGAGAAUUUGUAUACUGUAUUAAUUAUUGUAUUUUUGCGUGUAUAAUUACACUGAGUGUUUUGAUAUUCAGUACAACAAGUGUUUAACUUGUAUUGUUCCUAUUCGCUCUGGUAUGUUUUUUCCUUAUAUUUAUUAAGAGAAAAUAAAGUGAGUUUGACAA
This is a messenger RNA of Penaeus monodon (black tiger shrimp), 1913 nucleotides long. RefSeq names its product transmembrane protein 205-like. The record is from RefSeq and is a predicted model, not a curated record. Lineage: Eukaryota; Metazoa; Arthropoda; Malacostraca; Decapoda; Penaeidae.